AUGGCAUCCGCGACGACGGUGCACCACCGGAGCCGUUGCAUUCUCCAGCUGGCCCUCCUGCUACUGGCGGCGUCAUCGACGGCAAUGCUGGCGGUCGACGGAGCCUGCGAGAGCGAGGAGUUCCCGGCCGGCAGGAGCUACGCGACGUGCGCGGACCUCCCGACCCUCGGCGCCUCGCUGCACUGGACGUACGACGCGGCGGUCUCGUCGCUCUCCCUGGCGUUCGCGGCCAAACCGCCCGGCGCGAGCGGUGCCGGCUGGGUGGCCUGGGGGAUCAACCCCACCGGCGACGGCAUGAAGGGCGCGCAGACGCUUGUCGCCUUCAAGAGCAGCGGCGCGUACGUCGUCAACACGUACAACCUCACCGGGUACCGCCCGCUCAGCGCGGCGUCCACGCCGAUCGCGCUCGAGGCCACCGAGCUCGCCGCCGACGGGAAGGUGCGGCUCUACGGGACGCUGCAGCUGCCCAAGGGCAUGGAGGCCGUCAACCACAUCUGGCAGGUAGGGUCGACGGUGGCCAAUGAGAUGCCGGCCAAGCACGCGUUCGCGCAGGAGAACCUGGAGGCGAAGGGCAGCCUCGUGCUCACUGGUGCCGGAGCGACGGACGCCGCGCCGGCUCCGGUGGCCGCUGGCCCGUCGGCCGAGGAGGCCACUGGUAACCUAGAGACAGAGACCGCGCCCGAGGCAGCGCCGGCCCCGUUGGCCGGUGCCCCGUCGACCGAGGAGGCUGCUGGUGACCUGGAGACGGGGACCGCACCGUCGCCAGCGCCGUCCAGCGGGUCGGCACUCGGCAGCGGUAGUCACCACGUACGCCUUGGCUCCGGUGUUCAUUUUGAUUCUGGUGUUCGCGGGUUUCUUCGCGACUGUAUAAUCUCGGUGAGGAUUAAAUUUGUCAACGAGAGAACGUAUGUAGGAUAG
Triticum aestivum (bread wheat) is the source of this 918-nucleotide messenger RNA. RefSeq names its product auxin-induced in root cultures protein 12-like. The coding region runs from base 1 to 918 and encodes 305 amino acids. Lineage: Eukaryota; Viridiplantae; Streptophyta; Magnoliopsida; Poales; Poaceae. The transcript has 2 exons. The record is from RefSeq and is a predicted model, not a curated record.